CGCAUCUCUAUCCAUAAACACGUGAAACGCGCUCUGUUGUUUUUUAAUUUUUAUUAUUUAAAUGCUGCAAAAUGGGAUUAACUAAACAAUAUUUGGCUUAUCGGGCUAUAGAUAGCUUUAAUAUAAUCUCGUCCGGACGUGCCAAUGUGAACUUUGCCAUUGUCGACAAGACGGAGGGUAGAUAUGUGGUCGCUCCAGCUGCCGAGAAUGUGAUCGUUUGGGACCUGCGAAUGGGCGAUCGAAAGCUGACCCUGCGCCGCGAGAAGUUCGAGGUCACCUGCUUGCGUGUGUCUCCGGAUCAUCUGCACAUUGCCGUGGGUUAUGCGGACGGCAUGGUUCAGAUCUUCGACCUUAGUUCGGAAAGAUACUACGAAGCCAUCUGCUCUCUGGCGCUGCACAAGAACGCUGUAAGCAUUCUGCGGUACGAUUUGCAAGGCAUGCGCUUGAUCAGCGGUGGCCUAGACACAGAACUACUGGUCGUUGACGUCGUGGAGCAGGCGGGCAGGGCUCGUCUUAGCGGACACAAUGCUGCCAUUACGGACGCUCACUUUCUGCAGCGCCUGGUGGAUGAAAACAUCGUGGUGAGCUGCUCGAAGGACACACAGAUUAAGUUCUGGAACUUGGAGACGCAGUUCUGCUUCAAGACCAUUGUGGACAACCGCACUGAGGUGUGGGCUCUGGCCUUUAUCGGUGAUUUGAUGGUGGCAGGUGCCGGAGAGAGCGGCAUGAAUGUAUACCGCCUGAGGAAGCAGGAAGGAGCAGCGAUAACCGAGACCUUGGAAUCGGCCGUCGAGGGUUUGUCCAUAGACGACGAGGACACGAUAAGUCCGAUUAGCGUGAGCAACUGCGGAACCAUACAGCGAGCUGGCAAGGGACGCACCGUCAACCUGGUGACUGAUCCCAGCGAGCGGGUACUUAGCUGCCAUGGCACCAACGAUCUAAUUGAGAACUUCUACAUUUGCACCGCGGAGGAGGUAAAAAAGCGACUCAGCAAGCGCUUGAAGAAGGAAAAGAAGACCGCCGAGGAAACCGGCUCUAAUGAUGCUGCGAAACUCUCCACGGAGCAGUCUUUAAGCGACGAAAUCAAGCGGUUGGAGAGCAUUCGUGCCAAGCAGAAGAUCAAGUCCAUCGAUGUGGUCUUGGGACAGAACCAGGAGCUACGUGUACUAGUCAGUCUGGCCAACAACAGUUUGGAUCUGUACUCGCUGGAGGCUUCUAUUAAGACGCGCAAGGCAGCCGAUCCCAGCGUAAAACUUCUGAGGUCACUUACCCGUCUGGGUCACCAGUCCGAGGUGCGAUCCGUGUGCUUUAGCAACGAUUCUCUGGCCGUUGGCUCGGGUGCCGCCGAAUCUUUUAAGUUCUGGGACCGCGAUGCCAUGCAGUGUCUACGCACAGUACCGACAGAUUACAUCCUCUGCUCAAAGUUUGUACCCGGCGAUCACUACGUGCUGCUGGGCAUGAAGAGCGGCAAACUGUUAAUUGUAGAUGUGGCAGCGGCCGACGUUGUGGAAGAGAUUCCGGCCCACGAAAGCGAGCUGUGGUCCAUUGCCCUGCUGCCCGAUCAGAAGGGAUGCGUCACCGGCAGCGGGGAUACCACCGUAAAAAUCUGGACAUUCGAGCUAAUCGAUUCGGGUGAUGAUGGCGCUCAGACGAAGGUGCUGUCCCUACUGCACAAGAACACGCUGAAGCUGGAGGAGACCGUGCUCUGUGUGGGCGUCAGUCCGGACAUGAAGUAUCUGGCCGUGGGCCUGCUUGAUGCUACCGUCAAGGUAUUCUUUUUAGACACCUUCAAGUUCUACCUGUCUCUGUACGGCCACAAGCUGUCUGUACUCUGCCUGGAUAUAUCCUACGACUCUAAUCUGAUCGUGACCGGAUCGGCGGAUCGCAAUGUAAAGGUGUGGGGCCUCAACUUCGGCGACUGCCAUCGCUCCAUCUUCGCCCAUGACGACUCGGUGAUGAGCGUGCAGUUUAUACCGAGGACCCAUAUGUUCUUCACCUGCGGAAAGGACGGCAAAGUGAAGCAGUGGGAUGGCGACUCCUUCGAGAAGAUUAUCACACUGCCGGGCCACAUAGGUGAGGCGUAUUGCCUGUCUGUGUCGCCGAACGGCCGGUAUCUAGUCACCUGCGGCUCCGAUCGGACACUGAGGAUGUACGAGCGCACGGACGAGACGAUUGUACUGAAGGAUGUUCAGGAGGAGGAACGCGAGCAAAUGGAGAACGAGCAACUGGCCACAGGAGAGGAUAAUGCGGUGGCCUUGCUCCCCGGUCUCAAGAUGCCCUCCCGCAAGACGGUGGGCUCGGAGCAGUCCGCUGAAUCCAUUCUCGAGUGUCUGGAAAUAUCAAAGCAGUUCGAGCUGGAGUCGGAAGAGAAGCCGGAGCUGCAUCCCCUCAUGCAAGCACUGCAGGUGAAGAAUCCAGUCGACUUUCUGGUCAGCACACUUAUGCGGAUACGAGCCUCCGACCUGGAGGAGGCGCUUCUGCUCCUGCCCUUUUCCUCUGUGUGUGAAGUGCUAGAGCGCUUGCCCACCCUGCUGACCCAGCGACCCGACCAACUGGAGCUGCUCUGUCGCGUGACCAUUUUCCUGUUCAAAGUUCACAUGAAGCCCAUAUCGGCGGCCAAGACCAUGAAGCCGUUGCUGGUCAAGCUGCUCUCCAUGCUCAAGCGCGACGUCGGCCAGCUGAAGGAUAUAUUGGGGUGGAAUCUGCACGGCCUGGCUCUACUCCAAACCGAGGUGGAGCAGCGCGAGGGCGUCCAGCUCUUCCGGGAGGCAACGCAGGCGCGCAAGAAACGCGACAAAAAACGCAGGGAAGCCAGUAAGCGGCGACUGCAGAUCCAAAUGGUCUAAGAUUAACAUAAUAUAUUUAUACAUUUGUAUAUUUGUAUUUGUAAAAAUGCAAUUAAAGAAGGUUAGUUAGUUUAUGAUACAA
Messenger RNA from Drosophila serrata, 2928 nucleotides. Its product is annotated as WD repeat-containing protein 3. The record is from RefSeq and is a predicted model, not a curated record. Gene Ontology annotation, biological process: maturation of SSU-rRNA. Gene Ontology annotation, cellular component: small-subunit processome; Pwp2p-containing subcomplex of 90S preribosome. NCBI's taxonomy places the organism in Eukaryota, Metazoa, Arthropoda, Insecta, Diptera, Drosophilidae. Gene Ontology annotation, molecular function: snoRNA binding; protein binding.